This is a messenger RNA of Manihot esculenta (cassava), 494 nucleotides long. RefSeq lists its product as uncharacterized. NCBI's taxonomy places the organism in Eukaryota, Viridiplantae, Streptophyta, Magnoliopsida, Malpighiales, Euphorbiaceae. The transcript has 2 exons. The coding region runs from base 9 to 386 and encodes 125 amino acids. The record is from RefSeq and is a predicted model, not a curated record.
UGAGAUCAAUGAUUAUUCGAUUUGGAGAGAGGCGAUCAUUUGCCUCCGCCACCACUCCCAAGUUUGCACAGGGCGUCGGCGGCGUCCACUCUUCUCGCCCUGCUCACAACAAAUAUGCUUUGACGGGGGAGUUUGCGCCGGUGUAUAUUGUGAUGGGCAUGGUGGUGGUAGCGAUUUCCAUAGGAGUGCACACGGUGAAGCAGCAGCUGGUGCAUUCCCCAGCAGUUAAUAUCACCAAGAAGAGAAGAGGAUCGAUGCCAGAGGUGGAUAUUCCAGACGCAGUGACCAGUAAUGGCAACAAAUUUAUCAACAAAUCAUUCCUCAGGAAGGUUGCUCAUAUCCAAGAUGACAAACGCCCUGACCCUUUCACCAGGUUAACUGUUUAAUUUCUGCGAAAUUUUGGAUUGAUGUUUGGUAUUUGGUAUUCAAUUUUCAUGCUGCUGUGCUAAUUGCAGGUCUCGAAAUGCUCAGACACUAAGUACUGUUGGGGUGAA